Cantharellus anzutake is the source of this 873-nucleotide messenger RNA. RefSeq lists its product as uncharacterized. The coding region runs from base 234 to 776 and encodes 180 amino acids. The transcript has 4 exons. The record is from RefSeq and is a predicted model, not a curated record. NCBI's taxonomy places the organism in Eukaryota, Fungi, Basidiomycota, Agaricomycetes, Cantharellales, Hydnaceae.
AACUACCAUUUUUCGUUGUGUUUUGCGCCGAAUCGGAUGGCAGUGCCUCGGUCCUCAGUCGUUUCAGAAUUUCUGGGAAGGUGCAGUACUUCCGUAAAUAUGAGACUGAAGUGGCUAAACUUCACAAAGCACUCCCACCUGGGGUUGGGUUGCCCAGUGGCAGUUUGCGUUUAUUGCUGAGAAUCGAUAUCCAUGAUUGCGCAGUUCGAUAUUAAGAUUCUUAACGACGACACAUGCGCAAUUUUUGGCACCGCCACACCACAGCACGCGUUCAACUUGGCUUAUCUUCGGUGAGACACCCGGCAGAGUUCUUGGGCAGUCCAACCGUUGGUCUUUGUUAUGAAUGUGUUUUCCCACCAGGAUCCUCUACUUUAGCAGAGGCGGGAUCCUGCCUGCAGCUCCAACAGCAUAAGGCAGACGAUAGUUAUGCAUAUAUGGUAGCAUCGUUACGAGUAAGAUAUCUGGAUCUACCGUACAGGGCUCAGGACUUUGCACUCAGCAACCUGACUAUGGAAUAUCGCUUAGAUUCAUUACGUAGCGCCGAGCACGGACGCAGAGCAAAACUGCAGUGUCCAGCUUCGGGGACUUUGGUGUAUUCUCUGGUCGAUCAUCUCUUUUUUCUAAACUUCCAGCUGGGGAAUAAACACGUGGAACAUGAAGAGGGCUGGAGGGCUGAUCGAUCACUGCGCCAGAAUCUUUACCGGGCUCCCAUGGAUACAUAUGACCGACUAACCACCCAAUUUAGCAAAUUAAUAAUACCAUAUGACACGCGGUAAGUGGCCCAUAUGUGCGCUAGAUAUAAAUAAGCCUCCUCUCCAUUCUCUUCAGGCCUUUUUCAAGUGACUGGCCCGACCGUAGCCACGCACGAUGCAA